Arachis ipaensis is the source of this 1518-nucleotide messenger RNA. RefSeq lists its product as uncharacterized. Gene Ontology annotation, biological process: mitochondrion organization. The record is from RefSeq and is a predicted model, not a curated record. NCBI's taxonomy places the organism in Eukaryota, Viridiplantae, Streptophyta, Magnoliopsida, Fabales, Fabaceae. Gene Ontology annotation, cellular component: membrane; mitochondrion.
GAAUACCCUGGUUUAAAACAAAACGGAGAGAAUGAAAGGGUUUUAGGGUUUAGGCCAGGGUUUAAAAUCCCAGUCAUUGAAGAACCAAGGGAUUGCUGUUCCAGACUCCAGAGAAGAAAUCCCAAGCUUGGAAAUGGCGACUACGAUUUGGAGAACCAGUUUAGCAAGAAACGGAGUUGGCUAUCUCACUCAGCUAUGCCGUCAGACCCAUCUCACUCAUCGCACAGCUUCUUCCCCUUCUCUUCCAUCUCGAAUCUCCUCCCUCCGCCACUUCCGAUCUAGUCGCGAUCCUAUCUCUAGGAAUUAUGAGAUUAUUCCUCCGAUGAAUUGGGGGAUUCGCAUUGUGCCGGAGAAGAAAGCCUUUGUGAUAGAGAGAUUUGGAAAGUACGUUAAGACACUUCCCUCUGGAAUUCAUUUCUUGAUCCCCUUCGUUGACCGCAUUGCUUAUGUGCAUUCCCUCAAAGAGGAGGCUAUUAACAUUCCUGACCAAUCUGCUAUCACUAAAGAUAAUGUCACUAUCCUCAUUGACGGUGUUCUCUACAUCAAGAUUGUGAAUCCUAAGCUAGCUUCUUAUGGAGUAGAGAAUCCCAUUUAUGCUGUCAUUCAGCUGGCACAAACGACUAUGCGUAGUGAGCUUGGUAAGAUUACCCUUGACAAGACAUUCGAGGAAAGGGACACGCUGAAUAAGAAGAUUGUGGAGGCCAUUAGUGUGGCUGCUGAAAGCUGGGGGCUGGAAUGCCUUCGAUAUGAAAUACGGGAUAUCUCUCCUCCACGUGGAGUGAGAGCCGCUAUGGAGAUGCAAGCAGAGGCAGAGAGGAAAAAGAGAGCUCAAAUUCUUGAAUCUGAAGGAGAGAGACAGGCCAACAUCAACAUUGCUGAUGGUAAGAAGAGUGCAGUGAUCCUAGCAUCAGAAGCUGCAAAGAUGGAUCAUGUCAAUAGAGCUAAAGGUGAGGCUGAAGCUAUCUAUCUUGUGUCAAAAGCCCUGAAAGAAAUUGGAGGAGCAGAGGCAGCAAGUUUAAGGGUUGCAGAGCAAUAUAUUCAUGCUUUCAGUAACAUAGCCAAGGAGGGAACGACAAUGUUGCUUCCUAGCUCUGCAUCCAAUCCUGCUAACAUGAUGGCUCAGGCCCUUACUAUGUAUAAAAGCCUGCUUGGUAAUGUUUCCGGAAACAAAUCUUCUUCAACGUCAGGGCAGUUGGAAGGAAAUGAUUCCUCUGGCGAGGGUAAAGAUGAGGGUACUGCAACUGCUACUUCAGCUCUGGAAGACCCAGAUCAUCAUGAAAAAACGGGGUUUUCACUUCAGAGCCCCAAAAGAAGGGAAUAGUCUUUGAUUUUGCAAAAUUUUGCCAUUCUAGUGAUUUGAUUUGAUUUUAGAGAGGGAAGUUGAAGUUUGUUUGGACUAGCAUUGAUCACAGGAUACACAUAGAAUUUAUGACCAUAUUUCUGUCUAUCAUGUAUAUUCGUAUACUGCUACUCCUUGUUUACUUCCUUAAAUAAUUCUUGCUGCACCAUUGUUACAAA